Molecule: messenger RNA, 2388 nt
Organism: Histoplasma mississippiense
Lineage: Eukaryota; Fungi; Ascomycota; Eurotiomycetes; Onygenales; Ajellomycetaceae
Exons: 7
Coding region: 1-2388 (795 amino acids)
Source: RefSeq, a predicted model, not a curated record
AUGGCAAAGGUCACCGGUGCUGGGGGCUUGUCCAAAAGAACACUGGUGGCAAGCGAUAACAACUCUCUCUCUUGCGGAAUGGCCCUUCUUUGCAAUAUGUACGGUUCUCAUGGCAAUUCGUUUGGGGUUUCGGUUGCGGUUUGUCCCUGCGCGGACUCAGAUGACAUACGGCGUAAUAAUAUUACUUUGAAGACUGGGGCGGCUCUUGACAUCGUGACUGAUUUUAUGAUUAUGGCGCUUCCAAUCUCGUUCAUUGCAAAAUCCCGACUACCUUGGACUCAGAAGUUAGGCAUUAUAUGCCUGUUCUCGUUGGGACUCAUCAUCGUUGCAACCUCCCUCAUCAGAAUUAUAUCUCUCAACUUCCCUGGUGUCCAUCCUCCUGUUAGCUGGAAGGUAUUUUGGGCCAUGAUCGAAAGCAGUAUAGCAGUGAUGACAUCCUGCUUUUCCUCAUACGGAUCUCUCUAUACUUUUUUCAAACGAUCCAACGACCCUCGGCGUCGGCCGUCGUACACAGGAGGGGAACCAUGGCCGAAGCACAGACACGCACGCCUGGCAGGGAAUCCCCAUGGGUUCGACUUAUCUCUGUUCAAUUUUCAUUCGCAUGAGUCACACAGUAUAGUGGUCACGGAGACCGGAGGAGUUCAAGAUGGAACAUUGAAUGAUGGAGAAUCAACGGUAAACAUCCUUUCACAAAUCGAGUGUGAAGGACUUGGCAAACCUAUAGACAAGAACACGUUGAGGAGGGAGCUGCCUCUAAUUGACAAAGUUGGACCAUGGCAGGUGGUUCAAAAUUCCUGGGCAAAAAUUCGAACCACGUUCAACUGUAACCCGCAAGAAAGUGGUGAACUUCAUCAAAGCUUGGCCGUCAAGUUAGGCACGUAUCCCCUCUUCAUACAAAAACAUCAAGAAAAUGAAAACGGCCUGUUGAGGAGAGAUACUGAUGAUGAAGCUCCAGAGCUUUCAGAAAUGGAGGAGAAUGAGAAAGCUCAAGAUAUAGAUAUAGAGAUUUCUGAAAUAUCUAUAUUCUCAAAGCCUUCUAUUCAGCAAUGUUCAUGGAAAAAUAUCAAUCCAGUGGAGAUAAAGGUCUUUAUAGGCAUUCUUCUCUAUAUGGAAGUUCAUAAAUCCCAUCGAACUGAUCUAUACUGGUGGAAUGAUCUGAAACAAGGCUCUAUUCAUUCCAUUCAAUCCUAUAUGACCCAUACGCGUUUCAAACAGAUUAAACGAUAUAUCCAUAUAUCUAACCCUCAUGAGGCCCGCCGCCCGGAGGCCAAAAAUAAGGAUUGGUGGUAUAAGGUAGAGCCAUUAGCUACUAAGUUUCAUAUGGCAUGCCGAAAAUACUAUACCCCUGGCUCUAAGAUUUCCAUUGAUGAGAUUAUGGUUAAAUGCUUCGGACGGAGUCAACAUACAUACAAGAUGCCUAAUAAAUCAAUUCCUCGAGGAUAUAAGAUAUUUGGCCUAGCAGAACAUGGCUAUUUAUGGUCUUUUUCCUGGUCUAGCCGCCGGCAGGGUAUAAUGCCUAUUUUCCAAUUCCCUAUGUUAACAAAAACCGGAUCUAUGGUGGUGAAUCUGGUGAAGCGGCUUCCUAUGAUAUCCACACCGAAUACGCUGAAUACCAUGCCGAAUGCCACCCCUAAUAUCGACUCUAAUAUCACCCAUAAUAUUGGCCCUAAUAUCAACCCGAAUAUCCCCCCCCCGAAUGCUACGCCGAAUGCCACGCCUAAUGAAAUCUCUAUCUCACAGCUGGUCACAUCCUAUUCAAUUUAUAUGGAUAACUACUUUACAUCAGUUCCUUUAUUCAAAGAACUACGUCAACAGGGGUAUGGAGCAUGUGGAACCACUCGUCCAAACCAGGUUCCAGCAGUACUAGGCGAGCUUCGAGAGCAUUCAAAUUCCAUACCCUGGAAUACCCUGCAUGCCAUUGAAAAAGAGAAUGUUCUCUGUCUUGCCUGGCAAGAUAAUAAUAUGGUAUUGACACUAACUACGAUUCAUUCAUUGGACGCAGUUAUUGAACGUACUCGUAAAUGCCCAGGGGAACUUCUAACCAAUGCCAAUAUUGUUAGAAAAGCCUUUGAAGGUCAACCACAAAAGAAGCUGAAAAUCUCAUUGAUUAUAGAUGAUUAUAAUCAUCAUAUGAAUGGGGUAGACCUAGCAAAUCAAUACUGGGCAGCAUAUACUAGUCAUAGAGUCACCUAUCGCACCUGGCUUCCUAUUCUCUACUGGCUUAUUGAUUCCGCGGCUAUUAAUGCAUACCGGCUUCAAUAUCUAUAUAUGAAGCAGCAGGGGAUUCCAGCGAAGGAUCUUCCUUCUCAUAUAAGCUUUCAUGAGAAGCUUUACCAGGAACUCUUUGAAUUCACACCUAGGAUUCAUGAUAAUUUAUCAAGGGAAUGA